CCGGCGUUCCUGUGCUUAUACCUUUAACCAACUGGUUUAACUAUUUAGCUGCGUCUGAGAUUUGGAAAUUAGUCAUUGUAAAGAAACACUUUACAAAGAGACAGAAGAAUUUGGGGAUAACCGUGAUCAAGCAGAUAUUGAUCCCUGUGUGUGUGCCAAUAGGAGCGAAACAUUGGAAAAGGAGUCCAGCUCACAGAAGACUGCCCACUGUUGUCUACACAGAAUUUGGAGACUUUCUCUCACACACACACACACACUCUCGCUCUCUCUGACUUACACACCCUCUUAAUGACCCACACAUCCUCCAUGCCCAUGCUGCUCACCCUGGCACUCCUGGCGCUGGCCGCCAGGCAGACGGCUGCCCUCUUCCUGCCCGACUCCCCGGAGCUGCGGAAGCUGAUGAGCCGCCUUCAGCGCGAGGCCGACAACAGCACCGCCGACGCAGACGCCCAACCUCACACGCGCCAUCGCCGCGCCAUCCCCUGGUCCGACCGCGACGAGAUCCUCAAGCUGCACAACAAGCUGCGCGGCGCCGUCUACCCUACCGCCUCCAACAUGGAGUACAUGGUCUGGGAUGACCAGCUGGAGCGAUCCGCCACUCAUUGGGCACACCAAUGCAUAUGGGACCAUGGGCCCACGGAUCUCCUCAUGUCCAUCGGGCAGAACCUGGCAGUGCACUGGGGCAGGUAUCGCUCGCCAGCCUACCACGUGCAGGCCUGGUACGAUGAGGUGAAGGACUACACCUACCCCUACCCUCAUGAGUGCAACCCCUGGUGCCCUGACCGCUGUUCUGGACCUAUGUGCACCCACUACACCCAGCUGGUCUGGGCAACUACAAGUCGAGUGGGGUGUGCCGUGCACACGUGCUCCCGGAUGAACGUGUGGGGAGAGAUCUGGGAGAACGCCGUCUACCUCGUGUGCAACUACUCCCCCAAGGGCAACUGGAUCGGAGAGGCCCCCUACCAACAUGGCCGCCCUUGCUCCCAGUGCCCACCCAGCUAUGGAGGAGGAUGCAGAGACAACCUCUGCUAUAAGGGAGACACCCAGCGUCCUGAGACAGAAGACAUGAAUGAGGUGGAGAGACAGCAGGUGCCCAUCCAGCCCCGCAUCACCACCACCAGACCCAAGCCCAGGCCCAGACCCACCCCUGCCAGGAGACCUUCAGUCAUGCCCUCCACACCAAGAUCUACACAGUUCCUGGCCCAGAAUAUUAAAUGUGAGACUAAGAUGAGAGACAAAUGCAGAGGAUCUACCUGCAACAGGUAUAAGUGUCCUGCUAACUGCUUGAACAAGAAGGGCAAAGUAUGGGGUACACUGUAUUAUGAUGUGCAAUCAAGCAUUUGCCGUGCUGCAAUGCAUUAUGGGGUCAUCGACAACAGUGGCGGUGUAGUAGACAUUACCAGGAAGGACAGGCUACCAUUCUUUGUCAAGUCAACAAAGAAUGGCAUUGAAUCUUUCAGCAAAUACAAACCUUCUAAUGCCUUUGUUGUGGCGAGGGUAGAGAGGCAAUCAGUGGACUGCUAUGCCACAGUAGCAGAGAUAUGUCCAUACAAGAAGCCCUAUACCAACUGCCCCAGGGUAUACUGUCCAGCGCGCUGCAAGAACCAGCCGUCCUAUUGGGCUCCGGUGGUUGGAAACAGUAUGUACGCUGAUAGCUCCAGCAUCUGCAGAGCCGCCAUCCACGCCGGGGUGAUCAAGGAUGAGGGAGGCAAUGUGGACAUCCUGGCCCUGGAGAGGAAGAAGAGCUAUGUCGGAGUUCUGAAGAACAGCAUCCAGUCAGACAGUAAGAGCAGUCAUGAUGGGGGCUCAUUCCGUGUCUUCGCUGUGCGAGAGUGAUAACACACAUACGGAACCUCCUAUCCAUCCCCCAAACAGCGUUCGGACACUCUGAGGCCCUCUGGACAGGAAGUGACCUUAUGCUGUGUGCCACCAUAGCAGGUCUCACUAUCUGGCCUCUGUCGACUCGAGGGGGAAUGGGACCCCUGUACAGGAUAAAUGGAUUCCACUUCUAGUCAAACAAGUGCACUUUUUAACAUUUGAGAUAAGAGAUCGGCCAACUCACGGAAGCGACCAAACAAGGAAGGUUCCUCCAUCACUCCUUCACUCGUAUAGACUGCAGAUGUUUAUAUUUCUGAAAAGGUUUAGUCUUACACAUAGUUGAUACAGAUUCUGUGUGAUCGCAAUCACAUUUAAACAGCAGUGCUGGUUUUAUAUGUCAUAAAAUAUGUCAACCUGAAAUCAAAUAAUAAUUAUUAUUUUUUUGUUUUUCAAAAUUAUUUUUUCUGUCAUUUUUAUAAAAUUAUGUUUGUUCGUUUUAUAAAUUGAACUCUAAAUUGUUGAUGAUCACCAUACACGGGAAUGUAUAUUGAUCACUCUGUAUUUAAUCAUUUUGUACAGACUUUUUUUAUUUGAAAGAAAAAUCUUGUUAAGCUUUACAUCUUUAUCAUUUCAGCUUUAUUUUUCAUGCUUUUUUUAUUUGCCUAGAGAUCUAAAGAGUCCCUACCAUUCUGGUUUAGCUGUAUGUGAGUGUGUGUGUGCAUGUGCAUGUGCGUGCGUGCAUGUGUGUGUGUGUAUGUGUGUGUGUUUGUGUUUGAGAUAGUGAGUCUGUGUGUGUGUGUGUGUGUGUGUGUGUGUGUGAGUGGGUCCGUGUUUGGCUUGGUGGAGGAGCCUGGACAGACGGAUGUGUUGAGUAGGUAGAGGAGAAGCAGAAAAGAGAGGGGGAGGGAGAGGCACACCUCCAAGGAAAAGAAACCCUUCCUGAACAACCCUCCCAUCCCUUCCAGAAUCAAUAGUGUGCAGACAUCUUAGUAAAGGUGCAAAAACAUUGUAACAGUGUUUCUUCCCCUUUGAGGCUCUGGGUGCGUGCAUAGACAGAGAGUGUCCAGUAUGCUGCUGCUGCUCUCACAGAACCCCACUAAUCAAAGAUUAUUGUUCCAAACUACAUUUACAAAAGAUCACAGCCAAGCAUGUCACAUUCUGCCCUGCACACUCGGUGAAAUACAAUCAUAUAGUAAUUACAGCAAAUGUUUAUUUCUCCCACGUGAACUAGUGAAAUGUACGAGCUCUUUUCUUUUCUCACAGUAAUAAGUAUAUGUCAAAUCCAGAGUUAGUUUCUCCCAAGAGUAAUUUAAGUGAAACUUACAUUAUGUUCCAGGCACUAGGAAAAUGAUUUAUAUUACAAGUGGGCAUGCCUGAUCCGUAAAUCUCUACUGCAUAGCAAAGUAAUAAGAUAAUGAUAAUUAUGCAGGAGGUCUGAGCUUGUCAGACCGCUGACUCAAACCUUUGCUAGUCCACACUUUCUCUUGUCCUUGUAGGCCACUUUGUAAACGAAAGCUAAAAUAUGCAAACAUGUCAGUAUGUAGGUACACAUGCCUGCAAUGAACUCAAUGCCAGUUGAACUCACCAUGCUGCUUGCUGUGUGUCUCUUUCCUUUUUGUAUUGGCUACCUCAGUCCUGUCGCAGCGUUUUAUUUCAAAUUGAACAUUUUGUUUGAGGGGAGGGCAAUCUCGAGUUUUUUGUACAGCUAUGGAAAUUGUUUACUGUAAAUACUUUUGUGUUUUAUAAAAUUGUCUUCUUUGAUGUAAAGCUAUCUUUCUUUGUUGUGUAAUGGGAUAUCUAUGUCUGGCUUUAUACAGACAAUGGAGGGUUUUGUAUUUUUUGCACAAUUUGGAAAAAAAAAUAAAGUUGUGAUAAAUGAG
Messenger RNA from Alosa alosa (allis shad), 3698 nucleotides. It is a transcript of the gene crispld2, whose product is annotated as cysteine-rich secretory protein LCCL domain containing 2. Bases 289 to 1836 code for a protein of 515 amino acids. The transcript has 15 exons. Gene Ontology annotation, cellular component: extracellular region. The record is from RefSeq and is a predicted model, not a curated record. NCBI's taxonomy places the organism in Eukaryota, Metazoa, Chordata, Actinopteri, Clupeiformes, Clupeidae.